Messenger RNA from Octodon degus (degu), 791 nucleotides. RefSeq names its product chromosome unknown C5orf47 homolog (gene CUNH5orf47). Bases 1 to 690 code for a protein of 229 amino acids. The record is from RefSeq and is a predicted model, not a curated record. The transcript is spliced from 5 exons. Lineage: Eukaryota; Metazoa; Chordata; Mammalia; Rodentia; Octodontidae.
AUGGCGCAGGCAGGCCAGGCUCAGGAACAGGGCCGGAUGCGCUUUGUCUACGUGACCCGCUUCGGCUCACACCAGUGUGGUGGCGUCCUGGAGCUGGGUGGCCGCCCUGAUCCGGGCCGUAGGUGUCCUGGGCCUGGGGCCUGCCGCCGCCAGGAGGAGCCGCGGGACGCUGGGGCGAAGCCGGGGGUCCUGGGCAGCAGGGGGCAGCACAGCGGCUCCCGGCCCCAGGGCCCCAUGGCUCCCGCCUCCGCCCGCUCCCAGCCGUGGGCGUCAAACGCCAGCACUUGCAGCAGGCCUGGUGCGGCAGCGCAUGCAGGUGGAGCGGCGGGCGGGGCUCAGGGAGGGUGGGGGCGGGGCUCAGGGAGGCGGUGCUGCCGUCGGCUGCCAUCUUGCCCGUCAGGUGUCUCGCGUCGUCGCGCUCUUAGGCCUGCGGUUUGGGCUGCCACGCGGGUGGCUGGCCGGCUAGUCGGUCUCCCGUCCGGCGAUUUAAUCCAGAAGAAUGCAGAUAAUGUAUUUGACUUUCCUGUACAAUUACACAAAGCUUGCAAAAUAAUGAAAAAAGGAAAAAAGGUUUCAGUAUGGAAUAAUGUAUACAAAGACAUUUCUAGAAUGCUUGAAGAAAAUGAAAAAUAUAGACUUAGGCUUAAAUGCCAAAGAUCAUCUAAUGAAAACUCAAAUUACACAACAUGAAUUUUCAUUAUCAUCUUCUGAGCCAAUGGAGCAAGGAAGACUUCCCCUGAAAUGACAUGAACACUAAGUAUUCAUGCUAAAUCUUUUAAUUUUUUUCAUAG